Messenger RNA from Plenodomus lingam JN3, 276 nucleotides. RefSeq lists its product as uncharacterized. NCBI's taxonomy places the organism in Eukaryota, Fungi, Ascomycota, Dothideomycetes, Pleosporales, Leptosphaeriaceae. The record is from RefSeq and is a predicted model, not a curated record.
AUGAGUUCUAAUCAAAACUCUCAAAAUGAACAGUUUCGAGUUGUCGAAGGAGGUGGACGUCCAGGCGUGAACGAAUCGACUAACAACCCGCAAUUCUGGACUUUUGACACAGUCAGGUUUAAGAACCCCAAGCCUGGGGUAUCUCAAGGGCCGUAUAAAGUCGAGAGCUGGGUUGAGCAGGCGGGUAUUAUCACAUAUACCAUCUCCCUUGAUCCAGAUGGCCGCGUUGAGCUAGAAAAUGUACAAGAAGAUGAACUAGAAAAAGUUUCCUCUUGA